Messenger RNA from Amblyraja radiata (thorny skate), 1526 nucleotides. RefSeq names its product heparan sulfate 2-O-sulfotransferase 1a (gene hs2st1a). The transcript has 7 exons. NCBI's taxonomy places the organism in Eukaryota, Metazoa, Chordata, Chondrichthyes, Rajiformes, Rajidae. Bases 379 to 1449 code for a protein of 356 amino acids. Gene Ontology annotation, cellular component: membrane. Gene Ontology annotation, molecular function: heparan sulfate 2-sulfotransferase activity. The record is from RefSeq and is a predicted model, not a curated record.
UCGAAGUGGGAGGGCCGCUGGGGUGAGGCGUCGAGAGGAGAGGAAAGCAGAGAGAGAGAGACGGACGCUGGCUCCGGCCAAGACGCUGAGAAAGACGUUCGGUGUCUUUUGUGAGGGAAGGGAAAACAACAAAACCCACCCUUUUCCCCCUCAGUCUGUUUAAACCCCCCCGGGGCGAGAUACUCCAUGUUUUCUCGGCGCCCGGGAUUUCCCCUCAGUUCCACACCGUGCCGCCUCACUCCUCCUCGCCACCUCUCCCAUCUUUUGUGAUUUUAUUUGUCUUCACAUACAUAUAUUUGCGGGUUUAUUUUUGUUUUCUUCUUCUCACACCCUCCCCACUCCCCCCCCCCCCGCCCCGCGUUAUGUCUUGAUAAUUUCAUGGGGCUUCUAAGAAUUAUCAUGCCGCCUAAAUUGCAGCUGCUCGUGGUUGUGGCGUUCGUCGUUACGGUUUUGUUCCUGGAGAAGCAGAUCCAGAAGCUGGAGGAGUCUCGGGGAAAGCUGGAGAGGGCAAUUGCAAGGCAUGAAGUCAGAGAGAUUGAACAGCGCCACACCAUGGAUAAUCCGAAGCACGACCAAGGAGGAGAUGAGAUGGACGACAUCAUCAUCCUUUACAAUCGUGUACCUAAAACCGCCAGCACCUCCUUCACAAACAUUGCAUAUGACCUGUGUGCAAUAAACAAGUACCACGUCCUGCAUAUCAACACAACCAAAAAUAAUCCUGUGAUGUCUUUACAAGAUCAAGCAAGAUUUGUUAAAAAUGUUACAACAUGGAAAGAAAUGAAGCCAGGAUUUUAUCAUGGACACGUGGCGUUUCUGGACUUUACAAAGUAUGGUGUGAAAAAGAAACCCAUAUACGUAAAUGUAAUCCGAGACCCUAUUGAAAGACUGGUGUCCUACUACUAUUUUCUACGCUUUGGUGAUGACUACAGGCCAGGACUAAAGAGAAGAAAGCAAGGAGAUAAAAAGACGUUUGAUGAAUGCGUUGCAGCUGUUGGGUCAGACUGUGCUCCAGAGAAACUUUGGCUUCAGAUUCCUUUCUUUUGUGGCCACAGCUCCGAAUGUUGGAAUGUUGGAAGCAAAUGGGCUUUGGAACAAGCCAAAUACAACCUUGUUAACGAGUAUCUCCUCGUCGGAGUAACUGAGGAAUUGGAAGACUUCAUAAUGCUCCUGGAGGCAGUCUUGCCACGCUUCUUUAGAGGAGCUACAGAACUAUACCGUACAGGAAAGAAAUCUCAUCUUCGAAAAACAGCAGAGAAGAAAAUGCCUACGAAAGAAACCAUAGCCAAACUGCAGCUGUCCGAGAUCUGGAAAAUGGAAAAUGAGUUCUACGAGUUUGCCCUGGAACAAUUUCAGUUUGUUAGAGCUCAUGCAGUGAGAGAAAAAGAUGGCGAACUUUACCUCCUUACCCAGAACUACUUGUUUGAAAAAAUCUAUCCGAAAGCAAAUUGAACAGUUUUUACUAGAAUUACCUGAGAAACUGCAUCAAGAAAUGUCUUUCUGCUGAAUCGGUUGUAAUCUUGGGGGGG